CGCCAGUAUCGUUUCGUUGCGUCCGCGUUCACUCCUCCGCAUGUUUUGCCACGCCAGAUCAAUUGGCGAUGCAUUCAAGAGGAGGUGAAACGUUUCAUCUAGACAUUGCCCUUUCCAUCUUUACAGCAUGGAAUAAUCUAAUCCCGAUGCGGAGGGUGCGGAAGUAUGCCUUUUAUGCAGAGGAUGAGCCGGCUUCCUCCUGACUCCACUCCUCGGCUCCACCACCACACCUAACACAACACAUACCUAUGGACACGUAUGUGUACGAGAAGGCAACACUAUUGUAGACGGCACAAAAGCUACGCAGCGCUCCUUCUUGGAUUCCAUCAGACCAAUCCACGACCUGUACUGGUCAUGGCACCUGGACACCUCGAAGAGUAGGCGACACUCGGGCAACAUGGGUUGUUAAUUGCACGCCGACGUGGAGACAUUGACAACAUGAACGACGCGCUUUGCUCGAUCCUUUGCGACCAGAAAGAUGGCUGGACGUGGGAUCCGUUCAUCUCCGACAAGCUCAUAUUCAAUCAUGACGGGACGGGCGAGGUGUGGUUCAUGGAAGACCAUUCCUUCCUCUUCGCCGUCAACAUGCGGUGGAGAUGCCUUGGGCCGUCACCCCAGCUGAGCGAGAAGGAGAAGGCCAGACCGAGCGAGCCAGCAGCACCCGAAGCACAUCCCGAGCCUGCAAGCAUCUGGAGUGCAAAGUCGUGGAGGAAGCAGCCGCAAGUGCUAGGCAAACUCGACCUCGAAAUCACCCUCGAGCGAAGCCUGGCCAAAACGCUAGCAGGCGGAAGAGUGCUCGCGACAUUUGCGCACAUGAACGAGCGCCGGCUCUCGGACGCAGCCUGUAGCCCCAAGACCUUCAGCGUCACGGUUGAAAGGGGCAAUUUCGUGCCUACGACUCAUGUUGGCAUCGAUCGUAGCAUCGGGAAGCAACUCGAGCUGCGGUAUGGGCUGCGCUUGGUGUUUGACAGGACGCUUGCUCCUCCUCGGGAGGAGUUCACGGAUCCGAAUGAGUGGAUAGUUAGCGAUGGCGGAUGGUGGAGGAUUACGGAUUACGUUGCAAGGCAAUUGCCCACGUCGGAGUAUAGCUCGCCUGCUAUGAACGAUUCUGCGUGGGACUAUUAUGUCAGGAGUUGCGUAGUGUCGUAGUGUUGACCUGGAUUCAAUCAAUCGAAUGCACAAGUGCACCUUCAUUCUUCCCAGAUGAAUGCGUUAAAGGACAUUGCUGUCGU
This is a messenger RNA of Neohortaea acidophila, 1232 nucleotides long. RefSeq lists its product as uncharacterized. The record is from RefSeq and is a predicted model, not a curated record. The transcript has 2 exons. Bases 439 to 1149 code for a protein of 236 amino acids. Lineage: Eukaryota; Fungi; Ascomycota; Dothideomycetes; Mycosphaerellales; Teratosphaeriaceae.